Vanrija pseudolonga is the source of this 710-nucleotide messenger RNA. RefSeq names its product COX assembly mitochondrial protein 2 (gene CMC2). The record is from RefSeq and is a predicted model, not a curated record. Lineage: Eukaryota; Fungi; Basidiomycota; Tremellomycetes; Trichosporonales; Trichosporonaceae. The coding region runs from base 59 to 340 and encodes 93 amino acids. The transcript is spliced from 3 exons. Gene Ontology annotation, cellular component: mitochondrion.
CCCAGUUGGACUUUUGUCGACGACCACUCCAUCUCCACCACUCACACCACUAGUCGCCAUGCACGAGCCCCUCGGCGUCACGGACCGCGCGAACGCCUGCUCAGAGUUCAUCAAGGCGCUCCACGCGUGCCAUGACAAGUCCGCCUGGUCGCGCUUCACCGGCAUGUGUAAUGACGAGAAGGACGCGCUGAACCUGUGCUUGCGGAAGGAGCGCAUCGACCGCACAACACGCAACCGCGAGGCCGCCAAGGACCGGACGCGCAAAAAGGCCGAGGCGUGGGCCGCCCUCGACUCGGAGCUUAACGGCGACGAUCAGCAGCCCAAGCCCAAUGCUGCGUAGGCGUCGCACACGGCCAACUGUAUCUGUACUUUCCCCCACUCAUUGUCAUGCAUUGGUUGCAUUGGCGGGUGUGUGGGCUGGUGGAGUGAAGAGGCGAGGCGAGGAGGAGGUGCGGAGUUUGUCCGCGCCGCGGCGCAACUCGCGCUCGGUCCCUCGUACGACGGCGUCGAGGUCUGCGGAUAGAGGUGUGUCGAUGGUCGCUGGUUGCUCUGGGUCAAUUUAUCGUCGUCUACGGCCUCGGUCCGUCACCGCGCACUGUGACAUCCGUGACGCUGAUAAUUCUUCGUGCGAUAACAGCCCCUGCCACAUCCAUCCGUGGCAGUCAGUUUGCCCGGCGCCCACGCCCCCACACAUCGCCUCCACAUGAUGC